Messenger RNA from Knipowitschia caucasica, 738 nucleotides. The record is from the annotation of a GenBank genome assembly. Lineage: Eukaryota; Metazoa; Chordata; Actinopteri; Gobiiformes; Gobiidae.
AUGCUGGCUGCGUUGUGUUAUGAUGGGGGCCUGGGGGCGGCCCAGAGGCUCAGGGUUACAGGCUGCUGGAAACCUGUGGGCCUUUCUUCUGUCUGUGUGGAGGGGCAUGUUGUGACCACCAUGUCGCUAGAGAUGGAGAAGACCAUCACCAAAAUCAUGUACGACUUCCAGAGGAACUCCACAUCCGACGACGACUCUGGCUGUGCUCUGGAGGAGUACGUGUGGGUGCCUCCGGGCCUCAGUCCAGAGCAGGUGCAUCAAUACUAUAACUCUUUACCGGAGGAGAAAGUCCCCUAUAUAAACAGCCCUGGAGAAAAAUACCGCAUCAAGCAACUGCUCCACCAGCUGCCGCCGCAUGACAAUGAGGUGCGCUAUUGCAGUGGUUUGGACGAGGAAGAGAAACGUGAGCUCAAAAUCUUCAGUAACCAACGGAAGAAGGACAACUUAGGCCGAGGCAACGCCCGCCCCUUCCCUCUCACCGUUAAUGGAGCGAUUUGCGAUAAGUGUGGCGGUCAGAUAAACGGCAGCGACAUCGUUGUUUUCGCUGCUCGAGCCGGUCACGGGAAGUGUUGGCAUCCCCAGUGCUUUGUGUGCGGAAUGUGCGAGGAACUACUGGUCGAUCUCAUCUACUUCCACCAGGACGGCAAGAUCUACUGCGGCAGACACCACGCCGAGAGACUCAAGCCCCGCUGCUGCGCCUGUGAUGAGGUGCCUUUGGAAAACACUGAAAGCUUUUGA